This is a messenger RNA of Galleria mellonella (greater wax moth), 2549 nucleotides long. RefSeq names its product thioredoxin domain-containing protein. Bases 342 to 1295 code for a protein of 317 amino acids. Lineage: Eukaryota; Metazoa; Arthropoda; Insecta; Lepidoptera; Pyralidae. The record is from RefSeq and is a predicted model, not a curated record. The transcript is spliced from 6 exons.
CAAAUUGUCUUAGUCCCAAUCCAACAUUUUAAUUUUUAUUCAUCCUUAUUUUUUUUUUUAUUUAAUUUAACACUAACCCUUUAGGGAUACUAAUUUUCUGAUUUGUGUCUACAUUUUGAUUUUCAAGUUCAUUUAAACCCCUACUUUAUUCUACUUUUAGUUCAGCUGCAUAGCAUGUUAUUUGAGACUUAGCUUUUGAUUCACAGAUUACCUCUUCUAUAUUAUCUACUCUUUGUAGACUAAAUAAUACUUUUUGAAUCACUCAAGCUUAACUUUAGAUAUAUAUUAUUUAUAAUAUCCGAAAUCCAAGCAUAAUACGUACAUUAAAUUAAACGAGUACAAUGCAGCAUAAAUUGAGUAUUGUGUUAUUGUUUUGUAAAAUAAUUAUAGUUUAUAGCAGCCAAAGUCUCGUAAGUGUCAGUGACGAUGAUAUAUUGCAAUUAAUAAGAGACAAAGAUAAAUUAAUUGUUUUAUUCUCAAAGCCACAAUGUGAUGUUUGUAAUAAAUUUGAACGCCACUUGGAAAGUUUACAAGAAGACUUUAAGAAGCAUUUGAAUGCAGUUACAGUAAAGACCAUCAACAGUCAUUUGUCACAUCUGUACAGUCCUACGAAAGAACCUGCACUUGUAUUUUUCAGACAUGGGGUACCAUUGCUUUUCAGUGGAGAACCAGAUGAGAAUGAAAUAUAUGGAUUUUUUGAGAAAAAUCAGUCUCCAGCUGUUAAGGAGCUAACAGACAAGAUAUUUGAACAUAUGACACAAGCUGCUACUGGUGCUACCACUGGAGAUUGGUUUGUCAUGUUCUAUGGUGCCUCAUGUGUUGAAUGUCAGAGGUUGCAUGCUGUAUGGGAAGGUGUUGGAGCAACAUUGCGUGGACGAAUAAAUGUGGCACGUAUAGAUGCAAAUCUUGCUGGAGUUAUUACAGCCAAGCGUUUUAAAAUCACCAAAUUACCAACAUUCCUUUUCUUCCGUUUAGGUAAAGUGUACAAAUAUGAUUUGCCGAAGAGUGAUAUAAAGUCAUUUGUUACUUUUGCACAAGACUGGUACAAGAAUAGUAGAUCUGAACCAGUACCUUUACUUGCAUCACCAUUUGAUGAAUUAGUGGAUUACAGUGUUGUUUUGAUCAAAGAAGUUACAACAUAUGGUUUAGAUAUUCUGGCUAAAUAUCCAUGGAUUUGGCAAAUAGGUGUAGCUGGAUUCGGUUUAGUAGCAGUAACAGCGUUGAUAGCUUUGGUAAAGGCUGGAAAAUCAAAACCUAAAGUUAAGGAUACUAAGAAAGAAAAGAAGAGCAAAUGAGGAGAGAUAUUUCAAUUAACAUGACAUGAAAUGAUGAAGACUAUUAAUUAUAAAAAUAUUUUUUAUUCCAUAUAUAUAAAGUUUAUUAAUAUUUUAAGUAUAUAGUACAAACAUGUAGUUAUAAUACAUAUCUUUCCAACUUAAUGCAAUGAGGUUGGUUUUUCACUACAGGUUUUAAAUGUUGAAUAUGUUCCUAGAUUCAGGUCUGGUGUAAUAAUAUAGAAUAUUAUAUUUAUUUUGGUAUUAAAGGGCAUUACUGUAAAAAAUAGUUAAUUUACUAUUUUACGAUAAUAUUCUGUUUUUUGGAUAAAAAUUGGGAUGUAUGUAUAUGUAUGUACUUAUAUAACUGUGAUUUCCUUUAUUAUUUAAAUAGUGUUUUUUUGUGUAAACGUUUUACAGUACAAUAAUUAUACAGAUGAAAAUUACAUACUUUGCGUACAAAUAUAUAGAACAAUCUAUUUUAUUUAAAUUAUAUAUAUGAAUAUAUAAGUUUUAAGAUAUGUCAUCAACUAAAAUUGUUUUUCUUGUAAUUCCGUUUUAAAUAUAAAGUUUCAUUAAAAAAGAAUUUUAUGAGCUUUGUAUGUUAGCCGACAAUAUUUUAGAUUAGUUGUUUAAACAUAAUGAAACAAGACUUGUAGUUUUUUGCUAUAUUUUUAAUUAUAUUAAAUUUGCAUUUAUUACUUAUAUAUUCUCUCAAAACAGGACAAGGUAUAUGUCUUUACUUGAGUUGGAUUAAUAUAAUUGAAUAUGUUAGUUCCUAGCUCUCUAUGUUGAAAAAAAAAAAAAACGGGAGAAAAUAGGUACUAGUAAGUUUUCUUACUUGUGUUUAUAAAAGUUGAAUAUAUAUUUAAUUUCUAAUUUGUGAAUGGAGAAAUUCUAAGAUGGCAAUUUAUGAAUUUUUUAGGCAAUAUUUGUUAUGGGUUGUUAUUGGUUGUGGCAAGGUUAUCAAACGACUAUGAAUCUUUUGCAUCUCUUAACGCAGUCGCCAAUGUAUUUGCCUUGCAACUUCAUUUUUGUUUGUAUAACAAAUAUUGUAAUCCGUGUUGUUUCUUUUGCUGGAAAAUACAGGUUGCAGGUUAAAAUAUCCGCUUCACUCAAAUCAUAUUGUAAUGAAUAUUAUAUACACUUGUAAAGAGGGUAUCUUAAUUGCUAUGUUAAUAUGGAAUGAGUUUAUAUGGUUAAAAAAAUCCGUCCUUGUUUAUAAAAAAUGUUUAUUUUUGUACUGGAUAAAUAUGAAUAAAUGGUUGAGUUCAA